GCCUCCGGGCGGUAGAGGGCGGCCUCGCCUGCGGCAGCGGCUCUCGGUGCCCGGCUCCGCGCCUUCCGGGCGACCCGGUGACCUCGGGCGGCGGGCCGCGUCGGCCGGGCAUGGCGGCUUGGAGCCCGGCCGCGGCGGCGCCUAUGCUCCGCGGGACGCGCGGGCUUCCUCUUCUCCACUGUGCCCAGCGGAUGUUUGCCUCGCAGACUGAGGGGGAGCUCAGAGUGACCCAAAUUCUCAAAGAAAAGUUUCCUCAAGCCACAGCUAUCAAAGUCACCGACAUUUCAGGAGGCUGUGGGGCAAUGUAUGAAAUCAAAAUCGAGUCAGAAGAAUUUAAGGAGAAGAGAACUGUUCAACAGCACCAGAUGGUAAAUCAGGCACUAAAAGAAGAAAUCAAAGGGAUGCAUGGAUUACGGAUAUUUACCUCCAUCCCCAAACACUGACCACGCCCUGGCUGUAUAGAUGCUGCUGCUUUACGACCUUGGAUAAACUUGAUGGACACCGUUCCUCCCCAGGCAUUUGCCAAAAUUUGCCUAUUUUGUUCAUAGACAUUUCCAUAUUAUAAUUAUAGAAGAAUAUUUCUUUAUUUAGGUAUUAAAGGCAACAGCUUUUGAAGAAUCA
This is a messenger RNA of Manis pentadactyla (Chinese pangolin), 621 nucleotides long. RefSeq names its product bolA family member 3 (gene BOLA3). The coding region runs from base 111 to 443 and encodes 110 amino acids. Lineage: Eukaryota; Metazoa; Chordata; Mammalia; Pholidota; Manidae. The record is from RefSeq and is a predicted model, not a curated record. The transcript is spliced from 4 exons.